GGCCUGAAAUCGGAUUAAGCGUCGAGAUAGACAGCUAGACUUCAGCAGGCAUGUGAUGCGUUCUGUGAGCUACCGCUGCAUUUACAUCCGGUGUUGGAUCCACGAUGGUGAGAUGUGCAAGCUGCUGCGGCCAUCCAGUGCGGCGUUUCGAGCUCGGCAGUGCUGUGCCUUUCCUCUAAUGACGUAGCUUUGGACUCGUGCUCUGCAACAUGGAUGUUGCCUGAUGCGGCGAGCCAACAUUACUUUGUACAAAGAGAAGUUCACCGUCCACUUUGAUUCUGUAAGUAUCACUGACUCAACGAUAAAGCGUUAGCCAACCAUUACUCCAGCGAGCAACGGUGCACUUCAAAGCAAAGCUGAGAGUAGAAGCACAACAUGCCCAACCCAAACUACAAUCAACCGUACGAUUCAAACGCGCCGUACCAGACCAAUACAGUUGGCGGGGUGCGUCCAUCUGAACAACAUUCAUCUGCUUCUCACGGGUAUCAACCACCGUCUGGUCCACCACCACCAGGGACCGCUCCUCGCAAGACUGCAACGUUUCAAGAAGCCGAUUUCGUGCCUGCGUCCGAACGUGGAGAGCAGCGAGAGGCCAUCGAGCAGUUCGAAUUGACUCGGCAGAAACCGGAGAGUGAGGCCGAUCGUAACGUGGCAACGUUACAGCAGGAAUAUCCUGGCAUUGAUGGCAGUUUGAUUGCAGCGCUUUAUGGAGAUUCGAAUUCAUUAGCUGCGACGCGAGAAAUGUUGCAGGAGAUCGCGUCUCAGAGUCAAGGCUAAUCGCGAGUAUUCACAACUUCAUGACUGUCGACUAAUGGCACACACCUGGGCAUGCAUACUCAUGGGUGCUAAUCAAAAGAACUCAAUUUUUUAAAUCAGAUACCAAGUUUAUUCAUUGGAUGGCAUCAGACAGCAUUAGUAGUCCUUGUGGUUGGCAUACGAGAACAUCUCGCUCUGCGUCGCCGAUGAAGCCUCCAAUACACCUCCAUGGCAGCUAUGAUUGUCUCUCGUAC
This is a messenger RNA of Dissoconium aciculare CBS 342.82, 1010 nucleotides long. RefSeq lists its product as uncharacterized. The transcript has a single exon. The record is from RefSeq and is a predicted model, not a curated record. Lineage: Eukaryota; Fungi; Ascomycota; Dothideomycetes; Mycosphaerellales; Dissoconiaceae. The coding region runs from base 376 to 777 and encodes 133 amino acids.